AUGGCCGUCGACCGGCGCGUUGACUGCAUCGUCGUCGGCGCCGGCAUCUCGGGCUCGACGCUGGCGCACAACCUGCACCGCGGCGGCGCGGACGUGCUGCUCGCCGAGGCGCGCGACUACGUGGGUGGCAACGUCGUCUCGCACGAGGAGGACGGCUUCGUCUGGGAGGAUGGCCCAAACUCCUUUGCGACGCAGCCGUCGAUCGUCCGCAUCUCGCACGAGCUCGGCAUCGAGAAGGAGCUGGUGUUUGCGGACGAGUCGCUGCCGCCGUGGGUGAACCACGGCGGCAAGCUGCACCCGCUCCCCAAGGGCAAGGGCGGCAAGGGCCCAAAGGGCCAGCUCGAGCUCGUCUUUGGCUCCAACGGCGUCCUCAAGUUUGGGCUCUCUGGCAGCCUGCUGUCGUGGCCCGGUAAGAUUCGCGCGGCGAUCGGGGCGCUGGUUGGGCACGCGCCGCCGCCCGAGGGGAAGGAGGAGACCAUCCGCGAGUGGGUGACGCGCACCCUCGGCGAGGAGGUCUUCCUCCGCUGCAUCGACCCCUUUGUGUCGGGCGUGUACGCGGGCGACCCGAUGACGCUCUCGAUGUCCGCCGCGCUGUCCAAGAUCGCGCGCAUCGAGCGCUAUUCGUACGGGAUCGAGUGGAACAAGCUCGGCGCCAUCUUCUACGGCGGCCUCGCGCGCCAGGUCGAGCUGACGAAGGAGCGCAAGGCGAGCCCGCCCGACCCCGCCAAGGCGGGGGACCCCGGCCUCUCUACGCUGCCGCACGCGAUAGCGGCCGAGCUCGGCCAGCCGCACGGCGCGCCGCCCGACCCGGCCUCGCGCGUGCGGCUGGAGUGGCGCCUCGCCUCGCUGCGGCGCGACGCCGACGGCUACCUCGCCACCUUCGAGACGCCGCACGGUCCGCAGGCCGUCUGCGCGAGGACGGUCGUCUCGACACUCCCGGCGCACGCGCUGCGCGGCGUGAUCGACGAGGUCCUUCCCGGUGCGGCGCCGCUGACAGAGGCGCUGCGCGAGGGCAUCGGGCGCAAGGGGAUCUACUACCCGCCCGUCGCCGCCGUCACGGUCGCCUACCCGAAGAGCGCCUUCCGCGACGUCGAGCUCGACAACGGCUUCGGGCCGCUGCGAGACCUGCCCGGGUUUGGGUCGCUCAACCCGCGCUCUGAGGGCGUGCGCACGCUGGGCACGCUCUGGUCGUCCUCCCUCUUCCCCGGCCGCUGCCCGCCCGAGUACAACUUGCUGCUAAACUACAUCGGCGGCUCGCGCGACGCGCCGAUCGCGGAGCUCAGCGAGGAGGUGACCAUUCCCCACCCCCCCCUCCCCACUCCAGCGUCGGGGUCGCUGGGUCGGCAUCGUGUCCUGCCUCUCGCCCGGUCGGCCGCGUGCAGACGUCGGCGUGUCUGCUGUCUGGAGUGA
Emiliania huxleyi CCMP1516 is the source of this 1410-nucleotide messenger RNA. RefSeq lists its product as hypothetical. The transcript is spliced from 3 exons. The record is from RefSeq and is a predicted model, not a curated record. The coding region runs from base 1 to 1410 and encodes 469 amino acids. Gene Ontology annotation, molecular function: protoporphyrinogen oxidase activity, oxygen as acceptor. Lineage: Eukaryota; Haptophyta; Isochrysidales; Noelaerhabdaceae. Gene Ontology annotation, biological process: porphyrin-containing compound biosynthetic process.